CCCGAGAGGAAGUGGCUGUCGCGCCGCUGAUUACGUAAUACAGCGGCGGCCGAGGCAGUUCCGCUGGCUCGAGUGUACGCGGCGAGCGGUCCUGGUGCUGCCCACUCGGCUCUCGUAGCGACCGCAGCCGAGUCCCGGACACCGCCUGAACAUGGACUCCGCCGGCCAAGAUAUCAACUUGAAUUCUCCUAACAAAGGUCUGCUGUCUGACUCCAUGACCGAUGUCCCUGUCGACACAGGUGUGGCUGCCCGGACUCCUGCUGUUGAGGGUCUGACGGAGGCUGAGGAGGAGGAGCUCAGGGCGGAGCUCACCAAGGUGGAAGAGGAAAUCAUCACUCUGCGCCAGGUCCUGGCAGCCAAGGAGAGGCACUGUGGAGAGCUCAAGAGGAGGCUGGGCCUCUCCACCCUGGGGGGGCUGAAACAGAACCUGUCCAGGAGCUGGCACGACGUGCAGGUGUCUAACGCCUACAAGAAGACUCAGGAAACUCUCUCACAGGCAGGACAGAGGACCUCAGCUGCUCUGUCCACUAUGGGCUCUGCCAUCAGCAGGAAGCUCGGAGACAUGAGGGCUCACCCAUUCUCACACUCCUUUAGCAGCUACUCCAUUCGCCACUCCAUAAGUAUGCCGGCCAUGAGGAACUCUGCAACCUUCAAGUCAUUUGAAGACCGAGUUGGGACAAUAAAGUCUAAGGUCGUGGGUGACAGAGAGAAUGGCAGUGACAACCUCCCUUCCCCAACGGGGAGUGGCGACAAACCCCUGUCGGAUCACGCACCUUUCUAAGCCUGCAGUCACUUCGCCCAGCCACAGAACACGCGCAAGCACACCUCAUCAUCAAACCACAGCCCUGCGUGGUGGAGCCACCAGCCGGGGCGCGUGCACAGUCAGUGUUGAGGACAGUUGCGCCCAUCCAAGUAGAUGUGGCUGCUGCGUUCGCAUGAAUUAGAGAACACAUUCUUGUACACAGAUGUUUUACACUAAAGUUCAUAGAUGAAACAGAUCACUGUGCCAUCCUUCCUGGGGUGCAGGACAUGGACAGGGCAGAGAAUCCAGAGGAGUAUUGAGCCAAAGUCCACACUCCCAUUGGGAAUCUUGGCAGCUCAUCAGAAUGUCAAAGAAUUGAAAAGAGUCCUAAGUAUAAGAUAAGGGGCAUCUUCUGACCAUCUCCCCUUCCUGCCCUAACUCACAGAAGAAAUACAGUCACCCAGAAAACCCUAUCUGCAAUUUUUUAAUCUCAAAAUGCUGAAUGAGAGAACUGUCCAUUUUCUGAGACCCCUAGAAAGGAAACUGAUUAUCAGCAGCUGCCUAAUUGUUACACUAAUCUAACUUUAACAAAAGCAAAGUCAUUAUUUUUUAAAUGCAGUGGACUUUUGAAAAUUAAAAUCAGGCAGAGCCGCUUUAGCCUCAUGGUUAGUGAACAUGAUUUCUUUGGCCUCAAGCUGAGAUACAAGCCUUACAUUGCCUUAUGCUUGAUUUGUUUAUAAUUUUUUUAUAUAUAAAAAUGAGGGUUCUUUAACAGGUUGUGAGCACUGUGUAGACUUGUACAUAGCCUGUGUGGCAGCCUGUACCAGUCGGGUGUUUUAUUUCACUAAUGCACUCCAUCCCAAUGUGUAAAAUUUGCUUCUCCUCUUAACCACUGGCAGCUCCUACUGGCUCCCCUCUGUGCCCAGAAGGGUUCCUGGGCCUCUGGGUUAGGAGGGGCCAAGAGAAGAAAAGCCUGUCUUUAGCACCCUUUAAGAGAUAUGCCCCUUCACAGUGCUACCUUUGCAUGGGCCUGGGCUGACUGGCUGGCGCUAAUUAGUAACUCCAGCCAGCCUGUUUGCUGCACUUAGGAUGAAAUGAUCCCACAGGCCAGGUCGAGGGUGGGGCAUGGGGAUCUGCUAGAACUUUGCUGUCACCUUCUCUCAGGAGCUACAAAGAUCUCUUUUCUGUUUUUAAACCAUCAUGACCCAGCAGCCUCCCCGACCAGGGCCUGCAUGUUGGGAGGCGUGGUCUGCAGGGCACCUUGCCUGCUGUGUGCUCAUCUGUACUCCCUGGAGGGGAAGGGCCACUCAGCUCAGGUGUUCUGUUUGGUAGAACGUGAUGUGUCCUCUGAUAGCCAAGUGUCCCUGGCCAUCUCAGACACUCUUGACAGCAUUCCUUGGCGAGGGAAGAGCGUCAUUUGGGGCCCUCUUUCCAGGGUUAAAACCUGUUCACAGGAUGUGAGCGGCAGGGUACAAGGGUGGUUACUUAUGUAUCGUCUCCUUAUGAGUAAUUUGUCAAUAAAGCAUUCCUCUGGCGGAACAUUCA
Molecule: messenger RNA, 2287 nt
Organism: Carlito syrichta (Philippine tarsier)
Lineage: Eukaryota; Metazoa; Chordata; Mammalia; Primates; Tarsiidae
Gene: TPD52L2
Product: tumor protein D52 like 2
Exons: 8
Coding region: 152-781 (209 amino acids)
Cellular component (GO): cytoplasm
Source: RefSeq, a predicted model, not a curated record